Messenger RNA from Glycine soja, 2539 nucleotides. Its product is annotated as fatty-acid-binding protein 2-like. The transcript has 10 exons. The record is from RefSeq and is a predicted model, not a curated record. NCBI's taxonomy places the organism in Eukaryota, Viridiplantae, Streptophyta, Magnoliopsida, Fabales, Fabaceae. Gene Ontology annotation, cellular component: chloroplast stroma. Gene Ontology annotation, molecular function: fatty acid binding; intramolecular lyase activity. Bases 215 to 1459 code for a protein of 414 amino acids.
GUCCAAAGCUUAUUCCCCCUCUUCUUUAAUUCCCUUUCUCUCAUAACAAAAACAUCGCCAAUAUUCACGUCGCGAUUCGCGAAAACCGAAAAGCUUAAUCGCUUCUCAUUCAAUUCCCGGAUCCAAACAGAACCCAUUAUUUUCCUUUCCGUUUUCUCAUUUUCUCAUUCUCCUUUCAAUUUCAGCGAUCGAUCGCGUGCGUGCGUCCGUCGCGAUGAACAACGAUUUCCUUUGGCUUCCAUCGCUAUACUCGGAUCCGGAAGUGUUCACGUAUUUAGAACCCUUCGUGUUCCGCAGCUCUUCUCUGAGCUCGCAUUUUCUGCAUUCGCUGGCGACAAAUUCCCGAAGCUUCGCGCUCGAGGAGGCGUUCGGACAUGUGUCGCGGUUCUCCGGCGCGUUGCUGUUCUGGCUCUCGCGCGCGUCGAGCUCCAAUGUGGCGCGUUCCUUGCGCGGUUCGCCGCCGCUCCGGUUCGGUAGCGUGCAGGUUAAGGCUGGGUCGACGACGAAUGUGCGCGUGUUCGGGUUUCCGUUCGGAUCGAAGUGGAAAUCGUCGUUUUCGAGUGUGAGGUUGGGGAAGAUUUCGAGUUUGGCGAUGAGGAUGAUUUGGAGAGAAGCGAAGAGGCUUAGCUUGUUCCCCGUUCUGUCGCUGGCUGUUGCGUUGGUUCCACCGUUUCAAAACUUGUCAUCAAAUGUACUAGCUAGCCCGUUGCUCAAUCCUGAUGUGCAAAUUUUUGGAGCCAUGGACCAAGUGCCUAAGGAAGUUGAAUGCCAAGGAUGUUCGUUUCUACCGUGUCUUGAGUUGAGCCAGGCAAAACCUGCAGUGGAGCCUAAAACUGGUAUUGAAUUUCCUUUGGUUCUAGACAAUCUAUUCACUGGAGAGAAGAAUUACAACUUAAACUCUGAGGUCCUGGUUGGAACAGGAUCCAGAACCAUGACAAUUGUUAAAAUCAAGUCACUGAAGGUCUAUGCUUUUGGAGUUUAUGUUCAUCCAUAUUCCCUCUGUGAGAAAUUGGGGCCAAAAUAUGCAUCAAUUUCUGCUGAUGAAUUGAAUAACCAUCAUGACUUCUACAAGGAUCUUCUCAGGGAGGAUAUCAAUAUGACUGUUAGACUUGUUGCAAAUUGCAGGGGUAUGAAAAUUAACAGCGUGAAAGAUGCUUUUGAAAAAUCACUUCGAGCUCGAUUAGUAAAGGCAAAUCCAUCCACAGACUUUAGUUGCCUAAAGACAUUUGGUUCAUACUUCACAGAGAAUAUCUCAAUUCCUUUGGGAACAGUAAUUGAGUUCAAACGAACAGUUGAUGGACGUCUGAUCACUAAAAUUAGUGGGAAUCAGAUAGGAAGUGUUCACAGCAAAGAUUUGUGUCGGGCUUUCUUUGACAUGUACAUUGGAGAUGUCCCUGUGUGUGAACAAACUAAAAAGGAGAUUGGCAUGAAUGCUGCAAAUAUUAUUAACAAGUGCUAAAACGAUUCAUUUUGUAUCCACUUGUCCUACUUUUAGAAUGGACAAUUGGACAUGGGUAGCAUGGCAAAUUGGCGUAUACCCUUAACUUAUAGAAGCAGUGGUUUCUUGAAAUUGAUUUCAACCUGCUUUAAAAAUCAUUUGCAGGCAUUACUUCUCAAGGUUUGUCCUUUGAAUCAUAGAAGUCUUUAGGAUAGCUUAAAUUGGAUUUUCAUUGGAAAGUUCUCUGUUCCUAUUGAUUAUAUCAUUUCAUCGCCUUGAUGCCCCUAUCCCUUUUGUUAGAUGUAUACUGUUUUAGAGAAUGAAAAGGAAAAAAAUGCAGAUAAGAAUGUUUGUGCCCGUUUGCUCAAGCAAAUAAGUAUUUGCUACCUUUAUAUUCAGUGUAGUAAUGCGUUUAACUAGCAUUUCCCGUUGAUACGAUCGGGAAAUGCUAUACAAAGCAGGGAUUAGAUUUUAUUGACUUGGCAGCAUUUCUUGUUGGAGAAUGUAUGAAACUUUAAGCGUGUGUUUGGAGUGGCGUUUUUAAUGCACACAAGUUCCAAUUUGCACGUCAAAAUUGUAUAAGCCGCAAAAGUUAAAGAGAGAAGCUUUGAACUGAACACGGAUCAGAUUGUGGCUGACGCGUAACUGUAGUGGACACAUAACUAAACGCAUGGUAGAUGUGUUGUCCUUCCAAAAAAUGUGAGUUUAUUGAAUUUAAAUGUGACUGGUGUGAUCCUUAUGUUGUAUGUAUAAUUUGUCUUUUUAUGUUUGUUGCAUGGUAACCGAUUCUUUUCUCUGCUUCCUAAACUUGUAGGUCGCUAAGUUGUGUAGGUUGCCAAAAAUGGAUUCAUGGUCCCCCAAUGUAUGUGUCUUGCAUGUGCAAUGUAAUUAAGAUUUUUUUAAUUAGUUAUAUACAGUUACUAUGUACAGAGGUGAUUAGUCAUUGUUUAAAACUCUUAGUAACUCCUUUGCAAAUGGUAACUAUUCACAUACAUCACGGAGGUAACUUUGUUAAAGGAAAACAUGGUAAACUUGCCGAUGAAUGGAGCCGAGUAGAUGUAUUGCCUGGAUAUGAUAAUGAUAUGCUUGAUGUUUUUAGUA